AGAGAGAGAGAGAGAGUGAGAGAGGAGGGAUGACAGGAGAUGUAGUUGUUGCCGCGGCAGCAGAGCGGGACAGAUCUGAGACAGUAAAACACUCCUCCUCCUCCUCUUCCUCCUCCUUCUUCUUCUUCUUUUUUAUUAUUACUCCUCCUGCGUCCGUCCUUCCCGUUAACACCUGGACACACAACAACAACAACAAAAAAACCUGCUGCUGCCUUCCUCUUCCUCACCUUCAUCAUCAUCCUCUUCAUCAGCUGUGGACGGCCAUACAUGGACAUGGAGUAAGGACGGCCGGACGCCUCCUCCUCGCUCUCCAACGUAAAAGCCACUGUCUCUCCACCACCAACUAAUGCCCCCAACCCAGAGAGAGAGAGAGAGAGAGACACAGUAAAACACAGAGACAGAUAAAGGAAAAUUAGAGAGGGCAAAACAGCAAGCAAAAGCAAAACGAGAAAUAGAAAGAGAGGAAGAGAGGGAGGCUGCACAUCCAUAAUCUCCACAGCAGAGAAACACUUAGAGGGAGGGGAGGCAACACGGGCGAUUCUGUCUAUCUUGCAACUUCAGGAACCAUCAUCACAAUUUAAUAAGAAUUUGAAAGGCUGCGGCGCUGCAACAAAUCAGUCUACAGAGGGAGAGAGGGCGGUCGAGAGAGGUAGACACAGAGAGAAAGAGAGAGAGAGAGGAAAGCUGCAGCGAGGUGGAGGCCAGACACCAGCGCUUUAACACUUUCCUACCUGGAUUUAUAUCUUUUUGUCCCAGCAGCAAUAAAUAAUCCUGUGACUGCAAUAUCAGAGAAUAACUUUAUUAUUAUUUUACACAUAUUUUAAGACUGCUGAGAGUACAAGAAAUUAUGUUUUUCUACCAGGAGAGUUCUACAGAGGAACAUCUUGUUAUUUAGAGGACUUACACAAGUUCUUCAGGAAAAACAACAAAAAAGGGAUUAUUCCACCUGUAAUUCCUGAGAGUUUUUCUGGGUUUUUAUGAAAAAAAAGUCACUUUCCCCUGAGGGUGGUUCUACAAGCCAGGAAGAGCUCCGCUUUUAUUUUGGAGGGCAACAGGAAGCCGGCAUCUACCAGAAGGACGUCAGAAACUAAAAUAAAAGACGGGCCACACACCUGUCAGAUGAAGCGGCUUUCCCGCUCCUUUAAGGCAUUUUUUUCAUGGCUUGACACCUAACUGCCAUCUGACCCCUCCCCCAGACCCCCCCUUCCUCCCCCCUCAACAUGGCCGACCACUUCCUCUCUCACUGCCAGCCAGGGCAGGAAGAGAAGUGAACAAGGAUUUAGUUAAGGCAAUUACCUCGGAUCCAUUAGCUCCACCCUCCUCCUCUUCCAACAGAACUCGACUUUCUGCGGGUUGGGACGCACUGAUGCAAGAUGGCGGCCGGUGUGGCGACGUGGCUGCCGUUUGCGCGGGCCGCGGCGGUGGGAUGGCUGCCGCUGGCCAAGAAGACGAUGCCCAAACCUCCUGUGGACAACUCGUCCAAAUCAGAUGAGAUCCUGUACGUCAACGUCAGCGGGGUCAGGUUUCAGACAUGGAAGAACACUUUGGAUCGUUAUCCGGAGACGCUGCUGGGCUCUUCGGAGAAGGAGUUUUUCUACAACGAGGACACUCAGGAAUACUUCUUUGACCGAGACCCCGAAAUGUUCCGGCACAUUUUGAACUUUUACCGCACCGGGAAGCUCCACUACCCCCGCAACGAGUGCAUCCAGGCCUUCGACGAAGAGCUGGCCUUCUACGGCAUCGUGCCGGAGAUCAUCGGAGACUGCUGCAUGGAGGAAUACCGAGACAGGAAAAAGGAGAACCAGGAGCGUCUGGCCGAGGACACGGAGGCCAAUGAGGGGAUGGACGCCCCCCUCCCUCCGCACAGCACCUCCAGGGAGCGUCUGUGGCGAGCCUUCGAGAACCCGCACACCUCCACCAUGGCGCUGGUCUUCUACUACGUCACCGGCUUCUUCAUCGCCGUCUCCGUCAUCGCCAACGUGGUGGAGACGGUCCCCUGCCGGCCGCGCAAAGGCAGCGUCAAAGACCUUCCCUGCGGGGAGAAAUACCAACUGGCCUUCUUCUGCAUGGACACGGCGUGCGUGCUCAUCUUCACCUUCGAGUACCUGAUGCGUCUGUUUGCCGCGCCCAGCCGCUGCAAGUUCAUGCGCUCGGUGAUGUCGGUGAUCGACGUGGUGGCCAUCAUGCCCUACUACAUCGGCCUGGUGAUGCCCGAGAACGAGGACGUGAGCGGCGCCUUCGUCACCCUCCGUGUUUUCCGCGUCUUCCGGAUCUUCAAGUUCUCUCGCCACUCGCAGGGUUUGAGGAUUUUGGGCUACACGCUAAAGAGCUGCGCCUCCGAGCUCGGCUUCCUGCUCUUCUCCCUCACAAUGGCCAUCAUCAUCUUCGCCACGGUCAUGUUCUACGCCGAGAAGGGCACCGCGGGGUCCACCUUCACCUCCAUCCCGGCCUCCUUCUGGUACACCAUCGUCACCAUGACAACGCUCGGGUACGGUGACAUGGUUCCCAACACCAUCGCAGGGAAGAUCUUCGGUUCAAUCUGCUCUCUCAGCGGCGUGCUGGUGAUUGCCCUGCCGGUGCCCGUCAUCGUGUCCAACUUCAGCCGGAUCUACCACCAGAACCAGAGAGCGGACAAGAUGAGAGCGCAGCAGAAAGUGCGUUUGGCUCGGAUCCGCAUGGCGAAGAAAGGAACAGCCAACGCCUUCCUCCAGUACAAAGAAGACCGAUCACUCGGGGACCGGGACAGUGACACCACGGCUCUGUGUGUGAAGAACAGAUCAGCGUUCGAGCAUCAACACCACCACCUGCUGCACUGUCUGGAAAAGACAACGAACCAUGAGUUCACUAACGAGAUGACCUAUAGCGAGCUGUGUAUGACAGAGUCGGUGGGCUACAGGACCAGUCGCAGCACCUCCCUGUCCAGCCAGCAGGGGGCACAGAACAAUUCCACCGGCUGCUGCCCCCGCCGGGCCAGGAGGAGAGCCGCCAUGCGACUGGCUAACUCCACGGUGUCCGUCAGCCGGGGGAGCGUCCAGGAGCUGGACACCCUGCACAUCAAAACCACCUCCAUACCACCACAAACUCGUUCCAGUCUGAACGCCCAGACGGGUGACCUGAAGCUGAACUGCGGGGAACAAGAUUUCACCGCUGCUAUUAUCAGCAUCCCCACGCCGCCUGCCAACACGCCUGAUGAGAGCCUCCCCCCAUCGCCCGCCCCCAUACCAGGCAUCCUACGCAACACCCGGGCCACCGCCUACACCCACGACACUGUCAAAAUCUCCUCCUUAUAACCUCUGACCACGCCCGCAACCUCCCCCUCGACACCCUCCCCUCCGCCCCACCCGCCAACCUCCCCAUGAACUUCCUUUAAACCUCUGAUCCUGAACCCAGGGCACUGCUAGCUGAGAUUUCGGGGACAAAGACUUCUCAGACGGAUACUUUGAGUACCUGCUGGUUACUUUCGCUUACCAUUUUGUGGAUUACAUGGAAAUGGAGACAAAAUGGCAUCCCAUAUGGGAGACAGCCGCCAACUGGAGCUGGGAAAGCAAGCAAAAAUCAAAGGCAAGGAAUUUUAAAAAGGAACUAUAACCUCCCGAAGGCUUUCCUGAGUCUUAAGAAUCAACCCUUCAUGCAUUUCGGACCCCAACACGCACUUGCCUUCCUGCACAGUUUUGACCUUUUGGAUCUGAUUGCACAAACCCUGGGAGGGUACAUCUUGGACCGACGACGGAAAAGAUGCCAAGACUCCCAGCACCCCGAAACCAACUUUGUUUCGUUGGGUCUAUAAACUUAAUUAUUGAGAGGAGGGGUGAAAAAUGGCUGUCAAGGACAGCGGUCUUAUUUUUCAGUGUAAACCUACCGCGAAUGAACUGAGUCAUUGGUCUUGGCAAUGAAUCUGAGGGCCUGCCGACCAUUGGAGGAUCUUUUAGACUCUUUUAGACCCUUUUAGGAAAAAGAUGUGACAGAGAUGAUCUGUUGACAACCAAACAACCUUCAGUGGCUUCAGAGGCCAUAGCUAUAAACAGGUGACGGCUGUCAGACCGAUAUAGCUAAAAAAAGGAUACGUACGGUUUGGUAUUUUGGCUUACCCUAAAGGGGAUGGUUUCUUUUCUUUACAUCAAAAGACUGGAUCUUCGAGCCUGAUUGCAGAGAAAAAGUCGAACCUCUUUUGCUUGAAAUGUAAAGGUUGUAGGUUUAAACCCAGCAAUGGAUCAGGAUGUCUUUGAAGAGGACCAAAGAUGAAUUUUAGUUUUAUGAAGAGUUGGCAGUAUAUAUGGAUGAUUCCUUCACUGGGUUUAAGCCACUUCAGGUCACAUUUUAUGGAAAGUAAAGAAAUAAUGACAGAGAACUCUUGAGAUUUUAAAAGGAAUUCAGUUGAAAGAGGUGAAAAUCUCGGAACGAUAAUCCAGACGCUGCUGAAACACAUGAAUUUUACACAUGAACUGAACUCAACUGGGUUUAAUGAUCUAUGCUGAGCCUGAAUACUGUUCACACAACUACACUGAGCUGAUCUUAACUUCAAGGAGCUGAACUGGUCUGAGCAGCGCUGGACUUCUAAAAGGGACAAUGGGUUAAGUGAGGGAUCCUGGACUGGAUUAAUCAGGUCUGACAUGGAUUGGUCUGGUCUGGCUGUAGCUCAGAAGUGUUUGUCAGUGUGAAACUGACACCCAGACUAGGAACGAAAGCCUUUACUUUUCAAAAUAUGCAACAUUACAACAAGCAGGAAAAUAGCAUCAACAAAUGAACAGAAUAAUAAUAAUAACAAUAAUAAUGUGUGUGUUAUAAAAACUACAGUAAUUAUUGCAGGGAACAUAAUGUAAAGCAACUAAGAAAUUCAUUUGUUAUGUGAUCUUUUCAGUGAGAGAGAGGACACAAGUAUUCUGCAAUAGAUUUAAAUGGGAAAGGGAAAUGCAACCCCGAAAGCUCUUUAGCACUAAAAUCACGUUUGUCCCGAUGACGUAACCCGAAGGAAAGGGUUGUUUUCAUCACAUUCAUUAAGGCGGGAAAGAUAAAUUUAGUCUUAUUUAUUGUUAAUCCUCCCUAAUUUCAAGAGCGUCAAAACCUACUAAUGCAAAAUACAUGAAAGGAUCAUAUUUAAUCUAAAAUAAAAAGUAAAAUAAGGCCGUUUGAACAUAGCCUACGUUGGCUAAAUUGACCCACUUUUUCCUGCCAAAAUAUCUUGGCUACUAAUAAAUUGAACAGGCGCCUUUAGCUGAGUUCUCUGGGAAGAAUCAGGUGGUGAACCAUCAAUCAAUGAACUCACCAACUACUGUCUUUGUAGAAAGCUGAGUCCUCUUUCAAAUUCUCCUCUGUUCCUCUAGCUUCAGUUCCUCUGUGUUUUUUCUCUAGGAGCGUUUCUUCCACUAGUUUUUCUGAAAAGCUGAAAAACAUUCAUGAGCUUUUCUGUCCAGAUUAAUUGGAUAAUGAGAUAAAUGAGUGUCGGCUGCACAAUCAAGUUUUGAUCAAAAUCACAAUAUGGUCAAUUGCAAUAUGCAAAUCGCAGAAGCUUGUUUGAUAAAGGUAAAAUAUGUGACAAUCGAAACAGACCCCAACAAAAGUCGCAUCAUCAUGAUUUUAAUAGUUUUUUCAGAGAAUGAAAAUUGUGGUGCAAAAAUGACCGUUCCUACUAAUUGUAAAUCAUAUUGUUAUCACAACAUCUGUCAAAAAACAUGCUAACAUGUUACUAGUUCAGCAACUACCCCUGUUCUAGCUCCAUCUAUUUCACAAGGACACACAGAUAAACUUAAAUGAGCCAUCCAAGUCAUCUAUGAACAUAUGAUACUUAAAUCUCAUUCAUUUCAGUAACUGCAACAUUUAACCUGGAAAAAAAACAGAUAGUCCCUCCAGGAAGUUGCAUGUUUCAAUUCAACCAAUCCCCAUGAAUUCUGCAUGUUCUUAUAAUUUUGUCCAGUCACCGCAAACAUUUACAUAAAUUUGACGAAUCAUUGUAGUUUCCUUGAGUUUCAAUCAUAGCAGUAUGCACGUCACCAAACUAUUAGCAAUUUUAAAGAAGCUGCCAUUAAAUCUGGUAUUUUAGGCCACAACAAUUCUAAAUAAAGCUUAAAAAAAACCUGGACGGAAUGAUUAAAUUAAAUAAAUAAACUAAACAACAUAUACAGUUACUUAUAUUCAUAUACUGAAGGAAGAAGCUGCUGGUGGUACAAUAGCGGAUAGUUCUGUAUCGCUUGCCAGCCCACACUUUGUUCUAUUUUAUUGCUUUUAUUCUAUUCUAGUUGUUGUUUCUGUUAAUACAUUUCCUGUGUCUAUAACACACAGGGACAGUUUUAAAUUAAUGAGCAUAUUUUCAAGAUGUAACUGCUUCUACUGGGGAUUUCUGGUCAUAUUUCUUGGCCGCAGUGGUUAAAAAGUAAAAUUGUGUAUAUUUAAAAGUCUUUAACCCAGAUUCUGCUAUAAACACAAUGGUAUUAUUAUUUAGGUUACCAGAAAGACUGAUGGUAGAAACCCGAGAGAACAGUGGAACAUGAGCUCGCACAAAAAGGAGACAAGGCUUUGUUUUACUUUUUAAAUCCCAGAUUAAAAACUAAACGUCCUCUCUUAAUACUGUACGUCAUCGGCCACACGUGACUUCACCUGCUAGCGUUUCGGUGAAGCGUUUCCUCGACCAAUCAGAAGCAAGAGUGUGAGUGAGUGACAUGCAGACAGGAGACAAGACGUACAUACUGUAACAUAUUUUGUAUCAUAAACUUUCACCUGCAUCUUCCAAUCAAAUCCUCAAACCAAAAAAAGAAAAAGAAAAAAAAGAUAAGAGAUGAAAGUCGUCGGGUACCUGACUGGCGUUUCUCCGUGCAUGAGCCUUGUGCAGUAGAAGUAGCACUACUGAUCAUAGGAAUUUAUCAACCAUAUCAAAGAAUAAAAAAGCUAGAAAAAAAACACAACACAAUGGGGAAAGAAAUCUCAUCAUCCGUUCUUUUGCAUGACGACUGUUUUUUUUCCCUCUCCUAUCAGUCAUUGGUUUGUUUUUCUCAUCCUCCCCCUCUUUCCCUGUCCCGAAACUUUUCAAGACGAGUGUUUGCACCACCGAGAAGUUAGAUUACCAAGAAGAAAUAAAACAGAGUAUAUAAAUGAGUUCAAAAAUAAAAAUCAUUCAGGCAUGUUCCUCGCCAGAAUGCAAAGAGUGUGUGUGUGUGUGUGUGUGUGUGUGUGUGUGUGUGAACGGGCGGGUGUUUGUUUGUAUGAGUGUGUGUGUGUGUUUGUAUGAUGAGCAGUCACAAAUAUGCAUGGAUACCGUUAUAGGUAUUUUAUCUGUUUUCUCCGGCAGUUUAAAGAGAGACGAGUGAGAGAGGAGACUGAACCGGCCGUCUGUUCACCGGACGGAUAUUUUACACUGAUUUUGAACUCUUUGUCACUUUUAUUGUCAAAAAAAAGUCUUAAUGUUUUCACUUUGUUGUGUAGCUGUAGCUCCCAGCCGGCCUCUGCUCCCCAAUAAAUCAUCAUCAUUUAACUGCAGAAUUAUUGGAAUGAUGAUGAUGCGUAAUAGAUUUAAAUAUUAUAUAAUUUAACAACUUUGUUUUUAAAUUAGCUUUUUCCGGGGCUUUCAACCAAUUCUCAUAGUCUUCACUGAUGAAAAGAUUUUGCUCCAAUACGGUUAAAAGCUCCAGAUAAAGAUGGGCCUUGAGUUAGCAUUAUUACUGACUUUAAACGAUUAAUUUAUAAGCGAACAUAAUUGAUUAUGUUCCCUCUAUGUACUCAUUUAAAUUUGAAACUAUUAAAACUGUUAAAACAUGUAUUGCCCAAUUAACUAAUUUAUGUCCCGUUUGGCCUUCCGUACAACAGUUUUCACAGCAUCAGUCAGCAGUUUUAGCUGAAUUAGUUUAAACAUUUUUGCAAUUUUCUGGGUAAUGAACCUGGUCUUUAAUUUUUUUUGUUUUAAAUUGCUGCAUUAUACAGGAAAUUAGUUUGAAAAUAGGUUUUUAGUAACUUAUUCUUGUAAUUUAUUUUACUUCUUUCUUUAUCUGAUGAGGAAAGUGAUGUUAAACUGUGAAAUUAAAUGUUAACUGAUCCUACGGAGGCUUGGUGGCUGGGAGCCGUAGCUCUAGUGCACUUUACUGAGAUCUACUGUUGAGUCAUUUAAUCCGUUGUAGGUAUUGAUAUUUAUUUCUGCAGCUGUCGCUCUGAUGUCAACAAACAGGAAACAUCUGAAGAAUAUUUCAAAUGUUAAUUUUCACAUUUUCAUUGAUCUAAUGUUCCCUGGAUUGAUGAGUUCAUUGUUUCAUGAAAAUGUAAAAGCAAGUUAAUUGUAGCUAAUUGACUAAUGUGAUUGAUCUAUAAUCAAAAUUUAUAAUUGAUUAUCUUUGCGUCAUGUCACUAAUCAUUUUGGGGGGGGGGUUACUUUCAUAUCAGGAUUUUUGUGAAUACGGAUAUGGAUUGGCAACUGGAAAUCAAUAUGAGUAGCACAUCAGAUAAUGACGCAAAGAUAUUAUUAAUCAUAAUUCAGAGUAUUGAUCAGUCCAGUCAUAGUUUUUAAAUGUUAUUUGACAAAAGUGAAAUUUAGCAUUUAACUAAUUUUCUAGCCAGAUGUUGCCUGUAUGUCACAGCCUCAGACGGAGAUUUAAAGAGCAACUUAACACCAGACUUCAUUCUUAAGCUUUUAAUUAAAGAUUGGUUGUGGUCCCAGUCUAGAGACACCUGAGAUACCCAACUUAUUUGACCAGUGACCCCUUAAAUCGAAGCAAUAUCUGCUUGUGACCCUCUCAACACUGGUUGCACAUAUCUACCAGUUGUCACCAGUUAAACCAAAGACUGUUAUUCACAGCAAAAAACAAAGUUUAGAGCAUAUUCUAAAUAUAACGAAGAUUGUUGUGUAGCAAAUUUUUUCUUUCUAUAGUCCUAUCUAGCUGAUCAUUUCCAUUAGAUUUCUUUCUUAAGAGCUCGGAGCUACUGCAUAAAACCAGAGUUACGUGAGCUUUUGAAUAUGUGAAACAGGCGUUUUCCAGCUAAUACUUGGUGUCAAGUUGCUCAUAAAUUGUCCAACAGCUGUUUUUAAGAGUAGGUUUUUCAUCUGAAGUGGCUGUCCUGUUUGUUCUUCGAAUUAAUUCAAACCAACAAACUACAUUUAUUAUCAGACAAACAAUGAAAGCACAUCGGUUAAAUGCCGGGGAGACAAACGGGAGGAAAUAAAUAACCAGUUGAGACGACGACCAGCACUUCAGAUGCCUCUGAGUUCAACAGUUCUUCGUCCAGUGUACUGAUGGACCAUAAGUCUCAGAGAGAGAGAGAGCAGUGGUGAAUGAAAGGAGGAGAAAACAGCAUUAAAGCACAGAGGUGUAUAUUCCAUUCCACUAAUAAAGACAAGAGAAACCAGAA
This is a messenger RNA of Dicentrarchus labrax (European seabass), 9324 nucleotides long. It is a transcript of the gene kcnd1, whose product is annotated as potassium voltage-gated channel, Shal-related subfamily, member 1. Gene Ontology annotation, molecular function: A-type (transient outward) potassium channel activity; protein binding. Gene Ontology annotation, cellular component: voltage-gated potassium channel complex; membrane. The transcript has 9 exons. The record is from RefSeq and is a predicted model, not a curated record. NCBI's taxonomy places the organism in Eukaryota, Metazoa, Chordata, Actinopteri, Moronidae. Gene Ontology annotation, biological process: protein homooligomerization; potassium ion transmembrane transport. The coding region runs from base 1374 to 3290 and encodes 638 amino acids.